Molecule: messenger RNA, 604 nt
Organism: Drosophila elegans
Lineage: Eukaryota; Metazoa; Arthropoda; Insecta; Diptera; Drosophilidae
Gene: Vti1b
Product: vesicle transport through interaction with t-SNAREs homolog 1B
Exons: 2
Coding region: 79-447 (122 amino acids)
Biological process (GO): intra-Golgi vesicle-mediated transport; regulation of protein localization to plasma membrane; macroautophagy
Cellular component (GO): SNARE complex; ER to Golgi transport vesicle membrane; late endosome membrane
Molecular function (GO): SNAP receptor activity; SNARE binding
Source: RefSeq, a predicted model, not a curated record
ACGGUCACAUCCUGCCUUUGUUUUGUUUUGAAAAACCCACUGAAUCGCAUUUAAUUUAUUAAAAAACUUAACGAAAUCAUGUCCCACGCCGGCUAUAGCCAGCUGCCCAGUGGCAGCGACCAGGAGCGCAGACAGGCCCAACUCUCGGCCAGCACCUAUGACGUACUGCAGCGGACGGCGGACAGUAUCCAACGGUCCAACCAGAUCGCCAUCGAAACUGAGAAUAUGGGCACUGAGGUUCUGGGUGAACUGGGCGAGCAGAGGGAGUCGCUACUGCGCACCACUCGCCGCUUGGAGGACGCCGAUCAGGAUCUGUCCAAGUCGAGGGUCAUCAUUCGGAAAUUGGGCAGGGAAGUGCUCUACAACAAGAUUAUCCUAAUCCUCAUUAUCCUGCUGGAGCUGGGCAUUCUCGUCGGGUUGCUGGUGCUUAAGUUCGCUCACCUGUGAGCGGCAGCGAUUUUAUUCCAAAGCUAUAGCCACGAAUCGGGCGUUGGACUAUAUAUAUCUUUUAACCGUUACAACUAUAUUGCCUUAAUUACUGAUAAGUUAUGCCACAUGUAAAUAAGGGGAGUUGAUCAAAUAUAUACUCAGAAGUACAAGAUGA